Molecule: messenger RNA, 2961 nt
Organism: Glossina fuscipes
Lineage: Eukaryota; Metazoa; Arthropoda; Insecta; Diptera; Glossinidae
Gene: Cad96Ca
Product: tyrosine kinase receptor Cad96Ca
Exons: 11
Coding region: 310-2961 (883 amino acids)
Biological process (GO): multicellular organism development; cell surface receptor protein tyrosine kinase signaling pathway; homophilic cell-cell adhesion
Cellular component (GO): membrane; signaling receptor complex
Molecular function (GO): calcium ion binding; transmembrane receptor protein tyrosine kinase activity; ATP binding
Source: RefSeq, a predicted model, not a curated record
GUCACUGUCGCAUUUCGUCCUUUUUAUUAUUUCUGUUUAUUUGCGAAUUAAAAUCACGGAAAAAAAAAUACUCGAAAAUUUAUUGCUCGUUAACACAUGUGAUGUUGGAAUUUGUUUCCGGCUGCUGCUAGCAAUGAAAUUUUUGCAGACACUUUGGUUAUUUUAAGCCACAUCCUGAAAUCGUUCCGCGUUAUAAUAUUUUGCAAAUGUAGGCAAACUGUCGCAUUCAAUAAUUUCCUCUAUUUUCGGUGACUGCAGCUGUCCUAUGUGUUUGUGCGUGUGUGUGUUGGUGUAUGUGUAUGCGUACAUAUGUGUGUGCAUAUGUAUAGAGGUUAUAUGUAUAUCUAUAUAAUGUUUGAUCAUUAUGCAGACAAACAAUCCAAUGGACAUUCGGUCGUAACCUAUAGGUCCGUACAUAUCUAUUGUACUGAAAGUAUAGAGAAUAUUUUGUUCGCGUAUCGGUUUGUGUUUGUAUUUGUGCUUUUACGUUACUACGUACGUGCAAUGCAUAAAUGUAGCUGUUCGCCUGCAGGCGCAACCGUCAAUGGUGUCAGUGCUGGCGUGCGGCGGCAAACGCUGCAAUCAGAAGGCUAUGGUAAAUACCAGUCGCCGCCAAAACUCAGUUUAUUUAUGGCAGUUAUUGCGGUCGGAAUAGCUGUUGUUGUUUUUCCCAUUAAACCAGCAUCAUGUCAGGAGCACACGCACUUGAAUACGCCUCCUAUUCUGAUUAUACCUGAUCGAAAUUGGCGCAUCGCAGAAAACGAACCGGUUGGUCAGAUAAUUGCUCGCGUACGAGCCGACGACUCGGAAAGUGAUGAGUUGAUAUUUGGCUUGGAAUCUCAGUUUAAAGACAACCAAUUACCAUUUCGCAUAGAUCCCAUCGGUGGUGUCGUUUAUCUAAAUGAAAGUCUCGCUGGCCGAAGCGGCGAAAAUUUUUUCCUUUACAUUACAGUAACCGAUGGACAACUGACGGCCAAAAAUGAGGUUUAUGUUAAUAUUUUAUCUUCAAGCAAUAAUAAAAAUCAGAAACCUCGAGCAACACCACCUUCCAUAUCGAAUGUGGUUCAUAAUAUAUCACAUUUUCUGCCGGCUUUUGGUCGAUUGCCCGGCGUCCAGUCAGUACGCAAUCAGUUUCCAAAUCGUCGACCUUCUAAUAUAUUACCGCCUGGUUUUAAUGUCAAUGGGAUUUAUUCACCUCCCGUGCUUAACUACAAUCCCAGUCAACAGUUGCCAGUGUGGCCGACAAAUAAUGUUGUUGAUAAUGUAGAUGAAAAUGUCGAAUUGACAACCGCGCCUGUGACAAGCACAACAUUAAAAACAUCAACAACAUUAACCACAAGUCGCACUAGGCUAACGCCUAUUAAGCAGAAUGCUUCUACAUCGUCAACUUCAACAAUUAUAAAUGAAAAUAACAAAAAUUCCACCCUAAUCGAUGACGGCAACAGCAGCAGCAGCAUCGUUAAAAACUUUUCCAAUGGAGCGGUUGAGUUGGAUGAUUUAGCUGAGAGAAUGCCGACCGUUUUGUAUGGCUUUAAAUCACAAAUGAUUCCCGUCAUUUUGGUAGUUAGCAUUGUGUUCGUGGCAGCUGCUCUUAUCGUUGGUGUUUUAUAUCGUAAGCGUUUGUGUGCUUUUGGCAAAACAUUCAAGAAGAAAUCUAAAGAAGAAAUGGCCAAAAAGUCGAAUCAAAGCAAUUUGAGUAGCAGUAAUCUAACCGAUGAUAGUCGCAACUCAAUGGUUAUGCAGCAUUGGCACGGACCCAUGGCUUAUGGUAAUCGCUAUGUACCAUGGGAGAGAGAUCAAGCACAACAACAGCAGCAAUUUCAGUUGCCGCAUCAAUCAGUUGCAACUGCGCAACUAUCAACAAGUGCUGCAAAUGGCGGCAACACGACCGUCAUACAAACGGAUGUUACAUCCUGUACGUUGGGUAUAUCUAGUAACUCGCUCACCGCUGCCGUUGGCGGCAAUAUAAGUGGCAAUAUUGUUGGCGGCCACUGUACUCAACAACAAGAUAACAAAUACGAUCGUUGGGAAUUCCCAAGACAUCGUUUGAAGGUUUUUAAUAAAUUGGGGGAAGGUGCCUUCGGGCAAGUGUGGCGUUGCGAAGCUACUGAUAUUGAUGGACAUGAAGGCAUUACGAUGGUGGCAGUGAAAAUGUUAAAAGAGAAUGCAUCUGAAGUGGAGAAAAAGGAUCUUUUAUCGGAAUUAGAGGUAAUGAAGUCGUUGGAGCCACAUGUCAAUGUUGUACGUUUUUUGGGCUGCUGUACUGAUAAAGAUCCAAUUUUUGUGAUAAUCGAAUACGUGAAUCGGGGUAAAUUACAAACUUAUUUACGUAAUUCUCGAGCCGAAAGGCAUUACGGCAAUACACACGGAAAAUCGAAUAUCCUGACGUCAGGCGAUUUAACAUCAUUCAUGUAUCAGGUUGCAAAGGGUAUGGAUUAUCUAACAUCAAGAGGGAUUAUCCACAGAGACUUGGCGGCUCGUAAUAUAUUAAUAACGGACGAUCACACCUGCAAAGUCGCCGAUUUUGGUUUCGCACGUGAUGUGAUUACAUCAAAAAUUUACGAACGCAAAAGUGAAGGCAGAUUGCCAAUCAGAUGGAUGGCGAUUGAGUCAUUGUACGACAAUAUAUUUUCAACUGAAUCGGAUAUUUGGAGUUUCGGCAUUUUAAUGUGGGAAAUUGUAACAUUAGGAUCUACGCCUUAUCCUGGCAUAUCCGCUGCGGAGGUUAUGCGUAAAGUACGAGACGGUUAUCGUUUAGAGAAACCGGAGCAUUGCCGUCGUGAACUUUAUAAUAUAAUGUUUUAUUGUUGGGCGGAAAAUCGUCAUGAGCGACCAACUUUUGGUGAGAUUGUACAAAUGUUGGACAAGCUAUUGCAUACCGAAAUGGAUUACGUUGAAUUGGAACGUUUCCCCGACCAUAAUUAUUAUAACAUUGUGAACGUAAGCGGUGAAAAAGUGUAA